CCGGGAUAAGCGUAAAAAACGAAUCUGCUUAAACCGCUUAUUUCAAUCCCCACCCAGCAACAUUUCUCGAGUGCUAUACCUUUUUUCCCCAACACCACCAUUCCUCCUCCCCUGAAUUUCCCAAAAACAAAAAAUUCAACAUUUCUGCUAGAACCUCCGUCGAUCAAGAAAAGCAAUCAAUCCCCCAAAAGAGAAGUUUCCCUCUGUACUAUGUUUUCUCGCGCAACCCUGAUCAAAUCCUCAAAAUUGAUCCGUCGUGACUUACCCAGCCCCAGAUUCUUCACCCGUCGUAUCUUCGAUCAAUCGCCAUUGGAAAGCUCUGUUUCUGUACCGUCAUUGGCAGCCGCUUCUUCUUCGUCUUCUGCUAACGGCAAUAAGAAUGGGGAAAAGGAGUCUGUGAGAUCAUUUGUCAGAUCCAUUUCUUCUGGGGUUGCGAUUUUGGGCUCCAGCCUGGGACUGGGCUACUGGUAUUCGUCGGAGGUUGAUCGGAACGGGUUCGUGUCUUAUGCGGAAGGGGCAACCGCCGAUGCCCUCGAGUGGACAACGAGCGCCAAUCUCAGCCUUCCUUCGCCGGACUCCUCCGAGCCUAAGCGCCGAUUCAUCUUUGGAGAAGGGUUCAGGAGAAGGGUGUUCUUCAAUUACGAGAAGCGCAUAAGAUUACAGAGUCCCCCAGAAAAGGUGUUUGAGUAUUUUGCUUCGUCCAGAAGCCCCGGUGGGGAUGUUCUGAUGACCCCUGCCGACUUGAUGCGAGCAAUCGUACCGGUUUUCCCUCCUUCGGAAUCCGAUCGAGUCCGGCAGGGAUCCUUGAGAGGGGAGAGGUUCCACGGCGAGCUUCAAUGUGCGCCAUCCAAGUUCUUCAUGCUGUUUGAUACUAACAACGAUGGCCUCAUCUCGUUUCCAGAGUACAUUUUCUUCGUUACUCUGCUCAGCAUUCCUGAAUCUAGCUUCCACGUCGCCUUCAAAAUGUUCGAUCACAACAACAAUGGAGAGAUCGACAUCGAGGAGUUCAAAAGGGUAAUGGGACUAAUGCGAUCGCAGAGCAGGCAAGGCGCCCGCCAUCGAAACGGGAAGAGACAGGGUCUCAAGGUCACGGAUCCCGUCGAAAAUGGUGGAUUACUUGAAUACUUCUUCGGCAAAGACGGCAACUCCUGCCUCGAACAUGGAAAAUUCGUCGAGUUCCUCAGGGAGUUGCACGACGAAAUCUUGAGGCUAGAAUUUGCUCACUAUGACCACAAGUCGACGGGAACCAUAUCAGCCAGAGACUUCGCUCUAUCGCUCGUCGCAUCGGCCGAUGUCACUCACAUAAGCAAAUUACUCGACCGAGUCGAUGAGCUCACCCACAACCCAAACCUCAGGGACAUCCGAAUUUCAUUCGAGGAGUUUCGAGAAUUCGCUGACCUACGCAAGCAACUCGAGCAACUGACCCUAGCCAUCUUCAGCUACGGGCGUGUCAAUGGCGUGUUGACCAAGAAAGAUUUCCAGAGAGCCUCAUCCCAAGUAUGCGGCGUCUCGAUCACCGACAAUUUGGUGGACAUAAUCUUCCACGUGUUCGAUGCAAAUCGAAACGGGACGUUGAGCUCCGACGAGUUCAUCAGGGUGUUGCAAAGGCGACAGAAUGAUAGCUUGGUGAGUAGGCAAGCCGGGUUGAGAGGAUUGAUAGCUUGUUGCAUGAAUUGUGCAACUAGUUGUUCUUCUUCAGCUAAGGCCGUGCUGUAAGAUACAAAUGGCAAUCUCAAGCUGUUGGAUGCUAGUGGUGGUGGCGUUUUUUCUUCCAUCGGCACACUAGCAAUUGCUCUAAGGGAUAGUAUAUGUUAUAUAGGGUUUUGAAUUGACUACAAGACUGAAGAAGGGUAGGGGGGUUCAAUGUGUUUUUUGGUUGUUUUUUCCUUGUGCAUUUCUUCAGUUAGUGUUUUAUAUGACGUACUACCGUGUAAUGUUGAUGUUGAAGUUGAUGAUGAUGAAAAUCUAUAUAUAUAAGAUUUGUUUGAGGGUUUUGAGGAUAUUUCUAGUUAACUAAAUAUUGGUAUUCAUGUAUUUGGAUCAUGUGUAUACAAUGCAUCGAUGAGCU
This is a messenger RNA of Linum tenue, 2068 nucleotides long. Lineage: Eukaryota; Viridiplantae; Streptophyta; Magnoliopsida; Malpighiales; Linaceae. The record is from the annotation of a GenBank genome assembly.